This is a messenger RNA of Tachysurus vachellii, 997 nucleotides long. Its product is annotated as GTPase IMAP family member 7-like. The coding region runs from base 47 to 964 and encodes 305 amino acids. Gene Ontology annotation, molecular function: GTP binding. The record is from RefSeq and is a predicted model, not a curated record. Lineage: Eukaryota; Metazoa; Chordata; Actinopteri; Siluriformes; Bagridae. The transcript has 2 exons.
GCGAGCGCCCGACAGAUCACCUGUACUUUGUGCGCGCGGUGACAUCAUGGCGUCGUUGGAAUGUACCGGAGACAGCGUGUGUUCUGCUGAUCUGCGGAUUGUCCUAUUGGGCCGGACCGGUUCUGGUAAAAGCUCCACUGGAAACACCAUCCUGGGAACGUCCGUGUUUCAGAGCGACAUCUCACCGCUGUCCAUCACUCGACAGUGUGUAGGAGCCUGUGGUGAGGUGGAGGGGCGGAGCCUAAAGGUGAUCGACACCCCAGGCUUUUUCCACACAUGUAUGUCUUCAGAGGAGGUGUGUGCUGAGGUGGCACGUGGCAUGAUGGAUCUUUCCGCUCCUGGACCUCAUGCACUUCUGUUAGUCCUCAAACCGGGAAAAUUAUCAGCAGAAGAGCGCAUGACUCUGGAGUGGAUCAACACCGUUUUGGGUUCAGUGGCCCUCAAACACACUGUCCUUGUCCUCACACACGCUGACCAGAUGCACAACAAACCAGCACAGAGCUUUCUACAGGAGAGCAAAGAACUCUGGGAAUUCUUCCACUUAUGUGAGGGCAGGAUUCACACGCUCGAUAACACCAAGCAUGGAGAUCGGACACAAGUGAGCGAGCUGGUGAAGAAUAUCGAAGCAAUGGUAGAGAAGAAUGAGGGGAAUUGGUAUGUGUGUGAGAGAAGGAUUCUGCAAGAAAAGCAGCUGAAGAGAGAGAGAGGAGAGGAUGAUAAAGACAGGAGGAAGAAAGCAGAGCGUGAGUUCUGGUGUGAGUUAGUGACUGCCAUGGGGAAGGGGGCACUGGAGAGCUCUGGAGUUCUGGAGAAAGGGAAAGGGAAGAAAAGUAAAGUGGUGCAGAGGGCAGCGGCUUUGGCAUCUACACCCCUCUCAGUCACAUCAGCUGCUAAAAUGGUGGGCGGGGCCAUGAGGGAAGGGAGCAAAGUGCUGUACAAACAUCGUAAAACACUGCUGCAGUGACAGGACACCGGACCAGCAUCAGUCCACACUGUA